UUAAAAAAACUUGUCACUUAAGUCUAUUUCAAGACAAUCCUCACAGGAUGUACAUAUGCGUCAACAAGAGACUGAUCAAUUACAACACCAAGUGAAUUUAAACUUCAGCCCACUGCACAAACAGGUGACUAUUUGGACUCAGUAGCUAAAUGGAUAACGUGAUGGUAUUUGAGGCGAAUGGUACUGGGUUCGAGUUCCAGAUUGAACAUUAACAAAUCUGUGAUGUAGGUAUAUUCGGCUGAUGAGUCUUAGGUAGGACGAAACAUGCGUCAAACUGGACUCCAUUGCUAUUUCACCACUAUCCAUCUUUCCAUAAUUUACCUAAUAUUUUAUAAAUUACAUUUAAAACAUAAUUCAUACUUCCUUCUUUUUCUAUUCAUCCAUUAAGGUAACCUAAUCUUUAUCUAAACUUAUACAUACACCAUAGUAACAAUAAUGACUUAUGAUAAAACCCGCUUAAAAUUCAAUUCAAAUAUAUCAUAUUAUAAUCAUAAUAAACAAUUUGAUUUACCAUCAUUACUGGCUACUGGAAAAUUUUAUAUUGAUGAAUAUGGUUUUCUUGUUACAUCCAAUGGUACACGUUAUCGUAUCCCAUCUGGUCCACCGGAAGGUCGUAAACCAUUACAAUUUAAUCAAUUACCAAUCAUUAAUACUAAGAAUAAUAAGAAUAAAUCAAUAAUUCAUUUCAAUUAUCCAAUCAAUAUAAUCAAUAAAUCCCAUGAAACUAUUCAUAUUGAAUUACAAGAUACUCAUAAAUUAAUCAAUAAUUCUGAUCAUGAUUAUGAUGAACAUCAUUAUAAUAGUAUUAUGCAAUCCUCCUCCUCAUCAUCAUCAUUAUUAUCAUUACCUUAUAUGAAAUCCAAUCUAUCAAUGAAACCAUUGAGUAACGGUUCAUCUGUGAACUUCAUUCAUUCAAAUCAACAUCAUGGUUAUCAUCACCCUAGUGAUACAUUACAUACCAUAGAUUGGAAUGUGAUCUUAUUCACAUUGAUUAUUAGUUCUAUAUCAUUAGUAUGUAAUAUUAUUUUAGUUGUUUUCUUAUCCUAUCGAUUACAUCAUCAUCAUCAUCAUCAUCAUCCUCGGCAUCAUCCUCAUGCUCGUCAUCAUCAGAAAUGGUUACACCAUCAUCAGAAGUAUUUCAAUAGUUCAUGUAAUCAUAGUAAUCAUGAAAAUAAACAAUUGACUACUACCAAUACUACUAAUAAUACUACUACUAAUUAUGAAUAUAAAAAUAUAUUAUGUAAUCAUCUUUUUAAAAAUCAAUCAAUCCCAUGUCAGUGUAUUACUGAUUUAAACCCACUGACUAAUUGUCCAUGUGUAUAUAAACAAUUGAAAGGUAAUAAUCACACUAAGAAUACUACUACUCAUAAAGAUAAUAAUUUAAGUAAUAUAAUGAAUUCUAAUAUGAAAAACUUAUCAUAUCCAUGUUGUAAUAUAAAUUCUAAUUGUGAUUUACAUUCAUCUCUAUUACAUAAUCAUAAAAAAAGUAAAAAAAUCAAAUCAUCUAUUAUAAAACAAUCGAAUCAAUAUAAUGAACAUGAUCAUUUAUAUUCAUGUAAUAAAUCAUUACCAUCUAAUCAUCAUUGGUUACUAUGCUCUACAAAUCAACAAUCCGAUAUUGAUUCAUUUAAUAAUAAUAAUAAUAAUAAUAAUAAUAAUGAUUGGAAAAUAAUUCCUAAUCAUGAUAUGAUUAGUGAUUGUAGUAAUGAAGAUGACCAUGACAACAAAAACACCAACAGUAACAAACAGCACCGCCACCAUAGCAACAGUAACAACAAGAAUAACAACUAUUUAUCUCAUUCAAAUAUUUUAUAUACACCAUCAAGGUAUUCGAAACAACAACACAAAUGUAUACAUCUGCAAACAAAUACAAAUCAAAGACAUCAUAUAUCACAACAACCAUUAUCUAUAAUUCAUUCAUAUAAUACUUUAUUAAAUCAAUCCCCUAGAUUAAGUGAUUGUGUUAAUGAUCCAACUAUUCAAGAAGACGAAGAUGAAAAACAACAAGGAAUAGAACAAGAAGAAGAUCACGAAGAAGAAGAUGAUGAUGAAGAAGAACAAGAACGAGAAGAAGAAGAACAACAACAACAACGAGAAGAAGACGAACACUUGAUAACUAAUCCAAAAUGUAUCAUAUUGAAAAAUUCCAUGAUUAUUUAUCAUCAAUAUAUUUAUAUAUGUUAUACUAUAGCAAUACAUUUAGGUAUCCUUGGUAUUAUAUUAUCAUUAUUACAAUUAUUAGUUAUAUGUAUUGCAUUAAUACAAAAAACUACCUUAGAUACUACCUAUGAUAUAACAUAUAAUCAUGAAUUUAUAUGUCUAUUAUCGAAUUCAUUAGCCACCGAUACACUAUUAUGUGUUCGUUUAUACCUAGUAACUAUAUUUAUAUUAUGUUCAUUUAUUAUAUUCUAUAUACAAAUCAUCAUGAAAAUGGUCAUCACCAUUAUAGAUUUUACAAGUUUUCAAUUACCUAAAUAUUCUUUCUAUAAACGAUUUCUAUUUACUAUCAUACAUAAUACUACUAAUAAGCAUACUACUUAUAAUCAUGAUAGUAAUCAUAUUUAUUUUCAACAAAAUUUUGCAUAUAUUGCUUUAAUUCAUUCAAUUCCAUGGGCAUUAGCUGCUGGUACAUCAUUAUUGAUUGCUUUUUUCUUUCAAAUACCUAUACAUUCAAAUUCAUUGAUAAUCAAUAAAUCAAUAUCUAAUCAUAGUCAAUUGACAUCGAUAGAAUCAAUCAAAUCAAAUCAUAUAAAUCUAUUAUUUAAUGGAUUACAUUCAUUAUUGACAUGUUCUAUGAAGAGAACAACAUCAUUAUCGGCAUCAUUGUCGUCGAUAUCAUCAUCGUUGACGACAUCAACUUCUAUGAAUCCUGAUGUCAUCCUAACUACUACUACUUCUACAUGGAUAUCAUCAAUUCUUUUGAUUAUUAUUCCACUAUUAUUACAAAUGAUGAUGAUUAUAUUAUUUAUUAUAUUAUUAUAUAUGAUUCUAUAUUAUAUUAAUCAUAGAAAUUGUAUUAUAUAUCAAUUAAAAUUACCUAAUCAAUCAAUAGUAUUGAUUAUAUUGAUUUUAUUGAUCGAAUUGAUUAGUUUAUGUAUACCAAUUGUAUAUCAUUUUAUUAUGACGUAUUAUUCAAUUAAUGAUAAACAAUUAUUAUUUAUUACACGUAUUAUUAUAUUACAUUUUUGUAUUGAUCCAAUUUUAUUGAUUUAUAUAAUACAAAAAUGCCUUAGUAACAAACAUAUUUUAAUGCUUAGUAACAAAUUUAAUAGAAUCCAUAUGAAAUCAAUUAAAAAUAAAAAAAAUAAUCAAUUAAUUGAUUAUCAUUCAUUAGAAUGUAUUAAUAAUAAUAAUAAUAAUAAUAAUAAUAAUAAUAAUAAUGAAAUGAAACCAUUAACAUCACCUAUACAUUUAUUUAAUUGUUUACCAAUGCAUCAUUCAAAUACUAUUACUACUACUACUUAUACUACUACUAAUACUACUUAUAAUAGUAAUAAUAAUAUUCAAUCUGUUGUUAUGCCAUAUUUAACUGAUUCAGGAUAUUUUGUAUCAACAAUCAAUAAUAGUAAUAAUGAUAAUAAUAAUCAUUCACUGAUUACAUCAUCAAUCAUCAAUAAUGAUAAAAUCAAUAUGAAUAAUUAUAUAUUACCCAUAACAACGGAUACAAUUGAAGUAACUAUGCCUAAUAUAUAUCCGAAUAAUAAUAAUAAUAAUAGUAGUAGUAUUAUUAGUAGUAGUAAUAAUAUACAUCUAAAAGAUUCAUCAUUAUUAACUCCAGUUACAGAAAUGAUUAAUCAUAAUACAUUAAUCUAUAAAAAUAUGUAUGAUGCUUAUCCACAAUUAUGUCAACAUCAUCAACGUUUAUUAGCUGAACAAUAUAAACAACCAAACAUGGAUACAAUAAAACGUAAUCGUCAUUUUACUAAUGUACCACGUAUGAAUCAAACGAUAACAACAACCAAUUUUAAUGUAUUAUCUUUCAAUAAAUCAAUCAAUGAAUGUUCCAAUAAUAAUAAUAAUAAUACAAUACCUCAUAUAAUGAAUGAAAUGGUAUGUACACAACAGCAUAGUACAGCAACAGCAGCUGUGAUGGCAGCUGCAGCAGCUGCAGUAGCAGCACAAGCAAGUACAUUAACUAAACCAAUACAUUCAUUAUUAGAUUCAAUACAAAUAACACCUAAUCCAUUAUUAUUUAUAAAUGAACAAAAAACAAUAGAACAAUCUAUAUCAAAUGAUAAUCAAGAUUGA
Messenger RNA from Schistosoma curassoni, 4248 nucleotides. Lineage: Eukaryota; Metazoa; Platyhelminthes; Trematoda; Strigeidida; Schistosomatidae. The record is from the annotation of a GenBank genome assembly.